CAGAGCACACAAAAUUCACAGAGUGAUCAGAUAAAAUUCUCUCCUAUUUCGUUCAUGUUCGCCGGUGUUUAUAUACACGGUGUUAGUAUCUAAACACGAUCACUGUUUUAUCCUGGGAGACAUACGCCUCACGUUGUUCCAAACACCAUCGGACGAGGCGAAUACGUCUUAAGGACAGCCACAUCUUUCCGGCGACUCAGUGCGUUCGUUCUGCUGCUCCAUUUCGAGCCAUUUACAACCUGAUCCAGUGCCAUCUUUCUUUCUCUGGUGUUUUUUGGCUACUGCAAUUCUUCUCAGCUUGGUUACCAUUUAUCAUUUGUUUCAUUUUACUUAUUACAGUAGCAAGUUUGUUGAUUGUUUUCAACAGAAUCAAUAUCUACUAUACUUGAUGCCAUUCGUAACAUGGUUAAGUGCAUUCAAAGGUCUCCUGUUCGAAAAAAGAAGUUCUUUGAUUUUGCAGAGAAAAAUUUUAAGAUGGAGACAAGGAAAAAAUUCCGACUUGAUAUGCCGGUGAGAUGGAACUCUACUUACUUUUUACUUGAUCAUGCAUUGUAUUAUAAAGACGUGUUUAUAUAUCUUAGCGAAAGGGACUCAGCUGUGAAAUCUCUUGUACCUUCAGGAGAUGAUUGGGUUAAAGUUGCGUAUGUUCACAAGUUUUUGAAAGUCUUUUAUGAUGUGACAAAUCUAUUUUCAGCUUCUAGACAUCCCACAUCAAAUUCAUAUGUGCAUGGAGUAUGGAAAAUCCAAUCAGCUCUAAAGGAUAUUGAAAAUGGUCCAGGUUAUUUCUUGACAGACACAGUUGCUCGCAUGCAGGCUAAAUUUAAUAAGUAUUGGAGUGACUAUAAUACGGUAUUAUGUUGUGCUACUCUUUUGGACCCUAGAUACAAAGUGACAUUCUUGAAGUAUUGUUUUGUUAAGAAUUAUGGGCAAGAAGGUGCUACAUCACGUGUUGAUAAAGUCACUGACACUUUGAAGUUGUGGUUUAAGGAGUAUAAUAAGCUGUCUGACUUUCAAGGUGAUGUUCUUAAUACAGGUUGUAACUUAUCUACCUCUAAUGAAUCUGAAUUAGACGAUUAAGAGAUGUUUGUCAAUGAAGAGAUGGCACAGACUGUAGGUUCUAAGAGUGAGUUAGAUUUAUAUUUGGAAGAACCAAUUAUUGCAAGGAAUGAUAAUUUGGACAUCUUAGACUAUUGGUUUAAGACAUCAGUCAGUUGGUGUUGCUGCAUUACUCUAUAUAUUGUACUCAUUUCUCAUAAUUACGGAAUCAAUAAAGAAAUAUCAAACCCCUAAUCUCCUUCUCUAUUCUCUCGGAGCUCGGAAACGCUCGAAGUUUUCCAUCUUUCUCUUCCUAUUCUUCUUGGAGCUCGAAGAACGCUCGAAGUUCUUCCUUAUCCGAUACAAGAUUCGUAUCAAUUGGUGCUUUCAUUGUUGAACUCACCAAAAAUAAAACCAAAAAAUAAAAAGUUGUCAUCACCGUUGAAGAGGAAUCCGAGCUCCAGCGACAAAGCCACAAAUUUGUCCCAUCGCCGCUGUAGGGGCACGAGAUUUGCGGCCGCCGUCUCCAUUGUUAUAUCUUUGAUUUGCGGGAGCAAAUCUACAAAAAAAGAGGGCGAGAGAAGAAGAUAUCCUACUCUUUCAGCUUUGGCUCGAGACAUUUUGACUAUUCCUGUUUCUACAGUGUCAUCUGAAUCUGCUUUUAGCAUUGGUGGAAAGAUAAUCACACCCACAAGAGCCUCACUUAAACCGAAAACAGUGCAAGCUUUGGUUUGCUUACGUGAUUGGAUGCUUGCAAUUUGUGAUGGUUAGUGCUUGGCCUU
Messenger RNA from Cuscuta campestris, 1817 nucleotides. NCBI's taxonomy places the organism in Eukaryota, Viridiplantae, Streptophyta, Magnoliopsida, Solanales, Convolvulaceae. The record is from the annotation of a GenBank genome assembly.